CAUUAAAGAAGAUAUAAGAGUGAAAGCUUCGAGUCUACAUUGUACGCAACCAACCCCAGAAAAUCCUUGUAUAAAGAGACCAAUAUCUUCCCUUCUAUUCCCUCUAUCCAAAGUUGGCAUCUUAGACUUCAAGCUUCAAAGCUCUGUUUCACCAUUUUUCGUGGAUUUUGGCAAGGCAUAGUGGUGGCCUUCGUGGUGGAGGCAGUGGCGGUGGCGGUGGUGGACAAGCAAAGCUAAAAAUGCAACCAGGUGGCCCUGGGCCUGGAGGACCUGGACCUGGUCCUGGCCCUGGUUGGGGUCCUGGGCCUGGAGGACCUGGCCCUGGUUGGGGUCCUGGACCUGGAGGACCUGGCCCUGGGCCUGGUUGGGGCCCUCCAGGUCCAGGUGGCUUUUUUGGUGGUAUAGGAGAUGGUUUGUGCAGCUUCAUAUCUUCAUGCUUCUACUUCGUAUGCUGUUGCUGGAUGCUACAAGACUGCUUUGGUGGGCCUCCAGGACCUCCUGGUCCACCUGGACCACCCUAGUGAUUUGGUGAUUUUUGCCAUUGGGAGGAGGCGUGAUGGCAUUCAUGCAAUCGUGGGUCUGUAUUUGCGUGUCCGUUCAAGAAUAAGAAUAGUUCUGCCUUGUUGACGUAUUAACCACUGUAUUCUCUACUAAAAAUUAAAAAAAAAAGACAAAAGAAUAGCCAGGUGGAAAAUUGUAGUAGAAACUAGAAAGGCUCUUCAUGCCUAAAUAUGGAGUCCGGAUCUGCUGUAGUCUUAAAGCAUUGAACUGUGCUGUAUACCCAAUAACUAAAUGCCACUUACACAUGUGGCUUUCUUCCUAUGUGCGAUAAUUAAUAGAAUACAGAAUAUAUUUCUUUCA
Messenger RNA from Nelumbo nucifera (sacred lotus), 861 nucleotides. NCBI's taxonomy places the organism in Eukaryota, Viridiplantae, Streptophyta, Magnoliopsida, Proteales, Nelumbonaceae. The record is from RefSeq and is a predicted model, not a curated record.